Messenger RNA from Symbiodinium sp. CCMP2592, 2214 nucleotides. Lineage: Eukaryota; Dinophyceae; Suessiales; Symbiodiniaceae. The record is from the annotation of a GenBank genome assembly.
AUGGCAGGAUCAUCAAGAGAUGCAUAUGUACAGCCCAGCGCAAACGAUGAGGAAGACGACGUUCCUUCCCACACGAAGCUGCCAGCGCCAAGCUCUCAUCAGGCCGAGCAAAGAGACAGGGACGCCUUAAAAGAAACGAUGGAGGAUCAUCACGGCCGGUACACACGACUCGAUGCUGAAUUGGCACAUUUCCAUGCCGAGCUUUCCUCUUGCGACUCGGUCUGGGAUACAGUCAUUUUCUUCACUUGUGGUGCUGCCGGAUUCCUAGUGGAUUCCCUACUCUAUGCAUUCAAUAUUUGGGACGGAAUCCAAUAUUCAUGGAUGCUCAUGUCAUUCACGGGGGUCAUCUGGUGCUUUCAUCGCUCGCGCUGGUUUGGAGUAGCCUUUUGUCUGGGUUCUUCCAUUUCCUUAUUGUACAGAGACCUGAAGCGUGGCGGGCAAGAUAACUGUCACGACCACUUGCUGGACGGCUCGCUGACCACGGCCUACUGGUGGAGUCAGGCACUACUCUUGGUGCUAGGCCCGUUCGUGUUCUGGCGAAUGAUGGUUACAUCCAAAGCUUUGGAUCGGGUUUAUGCACCGCGUCCGACAAUCGCCUGGACGACUUGGGCUGAGUUUCGCGACGUGAUGCGUCGCUGGGUGCAGCCAGGCCAGCCUAGGCCUAGCCUCAACUUGACCAUCCACUGCAAGGAGAAGUCUCUCCCGGGUCUUAGCUCCCAAGGUUCCCAAGGGAACACCGGAGGUCAAACGAAGGAUCCCAUAUCAUUGGAUUUUUUUCAAGAUCUGGAUGUGGGUGCUGAGGAGUCGGACAUGUCUGAGGACGAGGAGCAACCCCUGAAGCCCAAGCCGAAAGAGGCAGAGCGUGACCGACCUGAACCCGAUGUUGGGGUAUUGGUUCACAGCAGAUGUGGUGACUAUAUUGAUGUUCCUGUGAUUUACAUGGAGUUUGGCGAGAAUGCUCGUUCAAACACGGUGACUGUUGACGGUGACCAGUACAAUGCUUUUCGGGAGAAUUCCGAUCCUUUCUUGUUAUUUGUGUUCAACAAGAAGAUUCUCCUUUCGGCAGACAGGUUUGCACAGCGUCGCCGGCAGUGGUGCAAAACUCUUCUCUGUGUUUUGGUGCCGGCUUGUGCGACGCUGGGGAUGAUUGCCUGGUAUCGCAACUCUUCCAUCGUGUCAGUUCCUGUGCAGUACGGGAGCCUGGUGUUCCUCAUGCUUCCAGAUUUGAUACAAGUUUGGAUGCAUAACAAGACUGCUGUGACGAGCAGCAGUACAAGCCAAGAUAUGUCAGCUUUGAACAGCACGAACCAUUGGACGGCAACAGGAGCCGUGCUGAAAGAAGGUUUCGAGUGCCUCAAUGCCAAAACCACCGUAGGGAGCAUUCUUGCUGUUUGGGACUCGACAUUCUUCUACUGCGGCUGCGUGAUCUUCGUUUUCAUUGGAUGCUACCACCUUCACACUGCAGCCAACUCUUUGCGGGAGCUGCGAUCCCUCUUGCAUCUUCACGACCACCACAGCCCGAAGCUCCAGGCGAUCAUCCUGCACAGGCUACAUCGAAUCCGUGCUAGAAUCAUUCACAAGCAGCGGUUGAAGUACAUCGGAGCGCAUGCAUUUCCCGACAAGUUGAAGCCGGAUUUGUCUCUGGGUUGGUGGUUUGAGACUCGCGCACUGAUUUUCUCAGACAUUAAUCGUGCGGUUUCCAAGAGGCUGUUGAUCUUGAUGCUAUGCGGGAUCGCAGAAAUCGUGAUGGUGGUGCUGACCGGCCUGGCCGUCCUUCUGGAUACUGGGCACGACUUUGACAUAAUGUGCUACGCUGCAGCAUUUGGUGUAUUCCUCGGUCUGAUGGUUGUCCUUUUCGCAUAUCUGGGCAAUACUGUCAACGUGGAAUUGGGGGCUGGCCUUCAGGAGAUUGAAGCGACCCCAACACACGAGCCAGCAAGUGGCGGCGAGUCACCGGGGUCACCUGUUAGAUCACCUUCCGGGCGCAGGGUCGAGUUGAAACGAGGGAGAAUGCAGGGGUCUCCGGAAGCAACGCAGUGGGUCAAUGAGUUCUUGGACUAUGAGCGGCUGCAUCCGCGACAGCUGAAGUUCCUCGGAGUGCCUUUCUCUUGGCAGUUUGCCACUGCCUAUGCAGCACCCUUGGGGACUUAUGCAAUCGGAAUGAUCUAUUGGAUCCUGCAGCAGAGUCUCACGAAUACCAAGCAUGAUGCCUAG